This is a messenger RNA of Chenopodium quinoa (quinoa), 3130 nucleotides long. RefSeq names its product glucose-6-phosphate 1-dehydrogenase, chloroplastic-like. Gene Ontology annotation, biological process: pentose-phosphate shunt, oxidative branch; glucose metabolic process. The record is from RefSeq and is a predicted model, not a curated record. Gene Ontology annotation, molecular function: NADP binding; glucose-6-phosphate dehydrogenase activity. NCBI's taxonomy places the organism in Eukaryota, Viridiplantae, Streptophyta, Magnoliopsida, Caryophyllales, Amaranthaceae. The transcript has 10 exons. Bases 390 to 2198 code for a protein of 602 amino acids. Gene Ontology annotation, cellular component: chloroplast stroma.
UAGUAUAACUCACCUUUUUUUGAUUUACACUUCUCUAGGAAAGGGGAAAGAGAAUUAGGUAAUACAUAGUAAACCCUAUUAACCUCCUCAUAAGAUGAUUAGCACAUGGAUUAAAGGCUAGAGAAAUCCUAAUUGUCCUCUUAUUUUAACUUAUGUUGGGUGCACAAGUUGAGCCAUCGUCGGUAGGCAGCCCUUGGAGUGCAUCAAAGGGUCUCACACUAUAACCUCUCGAUGAUCCCGAAGUUGCCAUUUAAACCCCUUCAUACCCUUCAAUUAUCAACAUUAAAUCCCUUAAUUUUAAGUCGCCACUUCUAAUUAUUGAGCCCAAAUUUGUUUUUGGUUAUACUCAACCUGAAAAAAGUGAGGAAAAAAAAAUAGUGUUAGAAAAAAUGGCAACUUUUUCUUCAUCUCAUUGCGCAUCUUCAUCUUCUUCAUUCUAUUCAUCAUAUUCUUCUUCAUCAUCAAAAUCACGACAUGGGGUUCUUGGAAUGGUCAAAAUUUCUUCGAUUUCUAAGCAAUCUGCCCAGAAAAUCUCUGUAUCUAAACAACAAAUUAGAACAAAUUCAAAUUCAAACGCCGUUCUUAUGCAAGAUGGUGCUGUUGCCACAAAAAUAAUUCCUGUUGAAGGUGAGGAUACAUCAGUAAAGACAUUGAAAGAUGGGAUAUUAUCAGCCACAUCUUCUCAGGAAAGUAAUGAUUUGUCUAAGUUUGAUGUGAACAAAGAUGAGUCAACUGUCAGUAUCACUGUUGUUGGGGCCUCUGGAGACCUAGCCAAGAAGAAGAUAUUUCCUGCACUUUUUGCUCUUUAUUAUGAAGAUUGUUUGCCCAAGCACUUUACUAUAUUUGGUUAUGCAAGAAGUAAGAUGACUGAUGAUGAACUUAGGACUAUGGUUAGCAAGACUCUUACUUGCAGGAUUGACAAGAGGGAGAACUGUGGUGAAAAGAUGGAGGAGUUUCUGAAGAGAUGUUUCUACCAAUCUGGUCAGUAUGAUUCUACAGAAAACUUUGUGGAGCUAGACAAGAAACUCAGGCAACAUGAGGCUGGGAGGAUCGCUAAUCGACUCUUCUAUUUGUCAAUUCCACCAAAUAUCUUCAUAGAUGCUGUGAGAUGUGCAAGUUUAUCAGCAUCCUCUGCAAAUGGGUGGACUCGGGUCAUUGUAGAGAAACCUUUUGGUCGGGACUCAGAGUCCUCUGCCGCUUUGACUAGUGGACUUAAGCAGUACUUGAAUGAAGAUCAGAUUUUCAGGAUAGAUCAUUAUCUUGGGAAGGAACUUGUUGAAAACUUAUCCGUUCUGCGCUUCUCCAACCUUAUCUUUGAACCCUUAUGGUCAAGGCAGUAUAUAAGAAAUGUUCAGUUAAUAUUCUCUGAGGAUUUCGGCACUGAAGGGCGUGGAGGGUAUUUUGAUCAUUAUGGUAUAAUUAGAGACAUAAUGCAAAACCAUUUGCUACAAAUCUUGGCUCUAUUUGCCAUGGAAACUCCAGUAAGCUUAGAUGCAGAAGAUAUCAGAAAUGAAAAGGUAAAAGUUCUUCGGUCAAUGAGGCCAUUGCAACUUGAUGAUGUGGUAAUAGGACAAUACAAAAGUCACACUAGAGGAGGAGUCACUUACCCAGGAUACACAGAAGACAAGACUGUACCUAAAGACAGCUUAACCCCAACAUUUGCUGCAGCUGCCUUGUUUAUCGAUAAUGCAAGAUGGGAUGGGGUGCCUUUCCUUAUGAAGGCUGGAAAAGCGCUUCAUAACAGGAGCGCUGAGAUCAGAGUUCAAUUCAGGCAUGUACCUGGAAAUUUGUAUGCCAAAAAUUUUGGGUCAAAUCUUGAUCAAUCGACAAAUGAACUUGUUAUCCGAGUACAACCUGACGAAGCUAUUUAUUUGAAGAUCAAUAACAAGGUUCCUGGUUUGGGAAUGAGAUUAGACCGCAGCACUCUCAAUCUUCAUUAUGCUGCAAGGUAUGCUAAAGAGAUUCCCGAUGCCUACGAGAGGCUUCUACUUGAUGCAGUAGAAGGAGAAAGGAGGCUGUUUAUCCGCAGUGAUGAACUUGAUGCUGCUUGGGCGCUCUUCACACCGCUUCUGAAAGAGCUAGAGCAGAAGAAAGUUAAUCCUGAAUAUUAUCCCUAUGGAAGCAGGGGUCCUGUUGGGGCACACUAUCUUGCUGCCAGAUAUAAUGUUCGAUGGGGCGAUCUUGGAUUAGAGCAGUGAGUUUUCAAUUCUUUUUUAUAUUGCUAUAAUGGUGAUUGGCUGAGAAUACAUCACUAUUUACCCACUAAUGCUUGAGGGAACCAUUUGCGUGACAAAAUAGGAUAGUAAAACAGAAGAAUGGACACUUCUAUGAGAAGGAGCCUCCGAUCAGCCUUUGGUCUAUCUUUUCUGUGGUCCAUGUUGGACGAUUUUAUUGUGAAAUAAAUGGUAGACUAGGAAUUGGGUCAAUUCUUUGCUGUACAAAAGCCUUUGGAAACUUGGCAUAUUGUACUGUCGUUUUAGUAUGUUGCAGAAUAAUUAGAUUUAUGAAGAAGAUGUUGCAAGUAUCCAGUGAAUGAAUAUGUCUGGCCCCUAUAUCCUUGGCCCUAACAGAGAACAAAUCAUGAUAAACCUAUCUUAAGGCUAAGCAAAAUAAUCAAUCUUGGGGUUUUUCUUCUAUGUAUGCAACCUUGUUUAGUCAAGAAAACUUCAAAACAAACCUUUUUAUGUUGUCAAGAAUGUCAAAAUUGCCUUUGAGAUUACUUUUUUAAGCCCUUCUUUGAGAUGGAUAUAUCAUUUCUCGGCACAGAAAAUCCCUGCUCUUAUUUUCUUGCUACAUCUUACUUAAAUGUAACUUGUCUGUCAUUUUUCUGGGCUGGAGCAAAACUAUCAAUCAUUUGGUAGAUUUAAGAGGUAUACUUGUUAUUACUGGUAAGUGAAUCAAGAUAUCUAAGAGCAUGGAUUGCCUGAGCUAAAAAAGACAAGGCAAACAGCUUGCUUAGAUAGCAUAGGCUGUUGAGAGAUGCAUGGCCAGUUGUUUCUUUGAUUCUUUCUUGGAAUGUAAAUACUUCUACCAACUUUUUGAGGGAUAACUCUACUGCAUAUCGUUAUGGUCCUUAUGGACGCUUUUGGUACGAGGUUAUAACUAAUAAUGGAAGUACUGUAUGAUUUUA